CUAUGAUGAGGAUAAAAUGGUAAAAUUAACAAAGCCCACUUGGCCCAAUUGUCGUUCCGAAGAACACGCCUUGUCGCUCUGCGUAUAAGAGUGUGCUCAGGCAAAAAUGAAAGAACAAAAACACAGAGACACCUUUAAAAUUGAGAAAUUUUACUUUUUAGCCCAAAACUUUUAAAACUUAUACUUUGAACCCUUUAGUUCUGAGAAAAUGUGCGGAGGAGCUGUAAUUUCCGAUUACAUAGCGCCGGAGAAGAUUGCGAGAUCAUCUGGAAAGUCUUCCUGGAGAAGUAAUGGCGUCUUUGACUGCUCAAUCUACGAUUUCGAUGGAAAUUUCGAUGAAUUAGAGUCCGAUGAGCCAUUUGUCUUCUCCUCUACUCACAAACAUCAUGCUUCAGGCUCAGCAUCAGAUGGGAAGAAGAAACAGAGCAGUCGGUACAAAGGAAUCAGAAGAAGGCCUUGGGGAAGAUGGGCGGCUGAGAUACGUGAUCCAAUCAAAGGAGUUCGAGUUUGGCUCGGGACUUUCAACACAGCUGAAGAAGCUGCAAGAGCUUAUGAUCUUGAAGCUAAGAGAAUCCGUGGAGCCAAAGCUAAGCUCAAUUUCCCUAACGAAUCCUCUGGAAAGAGGAAAGCCAAGGCUAAGACUGUGCAACAGGUAGAGGAGAAUCAUGAGGCUGAUCUUGAUGUGGCGGUGGUAAGCUCAGCGCCUAGUAGUAGCUGUCUUGAUUUCUUGUGGGAGGAGAAUAAUCCGGACACGCUUCUGAUUGAUACACAAUGGCUCGAAGAUAUCAUCAUGGGCGAUGCGAAUAAGAAACAUGAACCUAAUGAUAGUGAAGAAGCCAACAACGUUGAUGCUUCUCUGCUUUCUGAAGAGCUUCUUGCUUUUGAGAACCAGACCGAAUAUUUCUCGCAGAUGCCUUUUACGGAGGGAAACUGUGAUUCCUCAACGUCUCUGAGUAGUCUCUUUGAUGGAGGCAAUGACAUGGGUCUAUGGUCCUGAACGGUUCUAUUGUACAAAUGACAUGAGUGUUUUAAAUGAGUUCUUCUUCGACUUGUCUGUUUGCUAUUUAUUCUUCAAACCUUAGCCAGUGUCAAACAAAAACGGCCACUACGACUAUUGUUUUGAAGAUUGCGAUAUUUUAAGUUGUAAGAAUGUAGAGAAUAAUGUUUGGGAAGAACAAAGCUCGAUUC
Arabidopsis thaliana (thale cress) is the source of this 1188-nucleotide messenger RNA. RefSeq names its product Integrase-type DNA-binding superfamily protein (gene ERF73). Gene Ontology annotation, biological process: ethylene-activated signaling pathway; regulation of DNA-templated transcription. The transcript is spliced from 2 exons. The record is from RefSeq and is marked reviewed. Gene Ontology annotation, cellular component: nucleus. Gene Ontology annotation, molecular function: DNA-binding transcription factor activity; DNA binding. Bases 209 to 997 code for a protein of 262 amino acids. NCBI's taxonomy places the organism in Eukaryota, Viridiplantae, Streptophyta, Magnoliopsida, Brassicales, Brassicaceae.